Molecule: messenger RNA, 1059 nt
Organism: Nematostella vectensis (starlet sea anemone)
Lineage: Eukaryota; Metazoa; Cnidaria; Anthozoa; Actiniaria; Edwardsiidae
Exons: 6
Coding region: 145-885 (246 amino acids)
Source: RefSeq, a predicted model, not a curated record
CUUCGUUUUAGAGUUGUUCUGACUCUUCUGAAAAGCGUCGGAAGAAUAUAUUAAUUCGCAUAAGUCUGGCUUUGCUAUUAUUCAAAAGCACAUAACGUCUUGUAUUCGGCAUAUACUACUUUAAUCUUCAAGAAUUCCAAAAGCAUGUUCCAAGGACGGAUGAAUUCGUCAUGGACAUUAGCAAAGAGAUUCUCACAGAAAGGUUUCUACUUGAUGGCAGUAUGCAUACUUGAAGUCAAACUUAUUUGCGAUUCAAAUGCUUGCCGUGUCGUUGAGUUCAUGAAAUGUGUCGGCAACAAGUCCUUAACAGCUCACCAUGUUCUAAGGUCAAUGAGUACAGACCCGGAUCCGGAUCUGUGUGAGAUCCAGUGUUUCGCUGAGCAAUCUUGUUUCACCUACAAUCUCGGACCGGUGGAUGCAACAGGUCACAGAAAGUGCGAGCUGAACUUUGCCGAUCUCUUAACCAACGGCGCUAACUUGGAAAAUAGACCUGGCUUCAGCUACUGUUCAGUCAAGAAUCCUUGCGGGUCCAGUCUGUGCCCUGAAGGUCGUGAAUGUUACCCAUUGAUGGACAACUUCGUUGGAGAAUACGUCUGCAUGGAAGCUUGUAGCACAGGAAAGCCACUUGGUCUUGAGAAUCGAGAUAUUCCCGACUCCGCGAUGACUGCAUCCUCCUCCUAUCAACAUUCUGUGAGUCACGAGCCCAGCAAUGGAAGACUUCACUACAACAAAUACUCACAGGCCUGGUGCGCAGGUGGAUAUCGGACGAGAGGUGCUGCUAACCAAGGUCGCGAUUCAAGGCAGGGGAAAUUACGCCCAGUGGGUCACAUCGUACGAGUUGAGCCACAGUCGGGAUGGUCAAGCUUGGACUCCUUACUACGAUGAACAGGGGCAUGCAAAGAUCUUAGCUGGCAACUUAGACCAGACACAAGUGGUGUCUCAUCCGCUUCGCUACCGCCCAAGAGUACGCUACGUCCGCAUCAUCGCUAAGACCUGGCAUAACGCCAUCUCCCUGCGAGCUGAGCUGUAUGGAUGCGACCUAUAAGAUUCUGUCUCUGU